Messenger RNA from Colius striatus (speckled mousebird), 548 nucleotides. RefSeq names its product ribosomal protein S17 (gene RPS17). The transcript has 5 exons. Gene Ontology annotation, molecular function: structural constituent of ribosome. Gene Ontology annotation, biological process: translation. The record is from RefSeq and is a predicted model, not a curated record. The coding region runs from base 97 to 504 and encodes 135 amino acids. Gene Ontology annotation, cellular component: ribosome. NCBI's taxonomy places the organism in Eukaryota, Metazoa, Chordata, Aves, Coliiformes, Coliidae.
CCGAGGCGCUGAGGGGCGCUGUGGGCGCGGCGGGCUCCCGUCGGCCCCCGCGCGCCUCCCGGCAGCCUUCGCUCUCUUUCCGCGGCCGCCGCCGACAUGGGACGCGUCCGAACGAAGACGGUGAAAAAGGCCGCCCGGGUGAUCAUCGAGAAGUACUACACCCGCCUGGGGAACGAUUUCCACACCAACAAGCGGGUGUGCGAGGAGAUCGCCAUCAUCCCCAGCAAGAAGCUGCGCAACAAGAUCGCGGGGUAUGUCACUCACCUGAUGAAACGUAUUCAGAGAGGACCCGUCCGAGGCAUCUCCAUCAAACUGCAGGAGGAGGAGAGGGAGAGGAGAGACAACUAUGUCCCUGAGGUCUCAGCCCUUGACCAGGAGAUCAUUGAAGUGGACCCGGACACCAAGGAAAUGCUGAAGCUUCUGGACUUCGGCAGCUUGUCCAACCUGCAGGUGACACAGCCCACAGUGGGGAUGAACUUCAAAACGCCCCGAGGAGCGCUCUGAGUUGGUCGCUGUAUGUGACUUUUCCAAUAAAUGUGGGAAAACCA